This is a messenger RNA of Tripterygium wilfordii, 3251 nucleotides long. RefSeq names its product WEB family protein At3g02930, chloroplastic-like. Lineage: Eukaryota; Viridiplantae; Streptophyta; Magnoliopsida; Celastrales; Celastraceae. The record is from RefSeq and is a predicted model, not a curated record. Gene Ontology annotation, biological process: reciprocal meiotic recombination. The coding region runs from base 319 to 2856 and encodes 845 amino acids. The transcript is spliced from 3 exons.
GCUACUGCUACUCAAUUGAGUACUGUAUAUGUAUGUCAUGUUUGAUGCUUUGAAGUUGAAAACCCAAUCCAAAAGAAUUGUUUUGGGUUUUUUUUUCCUCCUUUUUUCCUUCUUAUCUUGUCCACUUUUUAGAUACAAAAUACUGUAAUAUUUCCUGACCUGCAGAGGAAGAAAACAAGUCUAUCAGUCAAGUCUCCCAAAUUACAUUCUCUUUGUGUUUUAGAAUGUCAGCAGUUUAGCGCACACUCAUUUACUCAACAUCCCAUUCAACAAACAAACGCAAAGUUUGGUACUUUUACUUUUCUCCAUAUCAGCAACAUGUCCUCCAAGCCAAAAACUAGUUUGUCUGAAACUCCAAAGAGAACAUCACUAGCAACUCCAAGAGUCAGUAGAAUAAGUAGGGGAGCAAGUGCUAAAUCGGAACCUGAUUCACAGUCUCCCCUGCAAAAUCCACGUCUUUCUGUUGAUCGGUCCCCAAAAACUGUUACUUUGAAUUCAACGGUUGAUCAUCGAAGACCAAAGGUUUCCACCCCACCUGAGAAACCUCAGACACGGGUUGUGAAGGGAUCGGAGUUACAAGCUCAAUUGAAUCUUGUUCAGGAAGAUCUGAAGAAAGCAAAAGAACAGAUAACAUUGAUUGAAAAGGAGAAAGCACAAGCUAUUGAUGAUCUGAAAGAAGCUCAGAGACUGGCCCAAAAGGCCAAUGAGAAGCUUCAGGAGGCAUUGGUGGCUCAAAAGCGAGCCGAGGAAGAUUCAGAGCUUGAGAAGUUUCGGGCUCUUGAGUUGGAACAAGCUGGGAUUGAUGCAGCCCAAAAGAAGGAAGAGGAAUGGCAGAAAGAGGUAGAAGCCGUUAGGAGCCAACAUGCAUUGGAUGUCGCUGCCCUUCUUUCCACCACUGAGGAGGUCCAAAGGGUGAAGCAAGAAUUGGCCGUGUCUUGUGAUGCAAAAAACCAGGCACUCAGCCAUGCAGAUGAUGCCACUAAGAUUGCCGAGAUUCAUGCUGAUAAGGUGGAGAUUCUCUCAGGUGAAUUGACUCGGUUGAGGGCCUUGCUUGACUCAAAGAUUGAAAUUGAGUCUAGUGAAAGCAACAAAAUGAUCUUGAAACUCAAGGAGGAGAUAGAUUUUUUAAAACAAGAACUUGAAAAAGCGAAAGGUUUUGAGGGGAAGUUGGUAGCAAAGGAGGCUUCCAUUGAACACCUUAAUCUUGAGCUAGAAGCUGCUAAGAUGGCUGAAUCAUAUGCACGGAAUUUCGCAAAGGAGUUGAAAAACAAGGUUGAGGAAUUAGAGAGCCAUCUUGAAAAGGCAAAUAAGUUAGAACGGUCUGCGUCAGAAUCUUUGGAGUCGGUCAUGAAACAACUAGAAGGAAAGAAUGACUUAUUGCACGAUGCAGAAUCUGAAAUUGCCGCUCUAAAAGAGAACGUAGGGUUGUUGGAAAUGACAAUUGGAAGACAGAAAGGGGAUCUUAAUGAAUCAGAGCAUAAUCUUGAUAAGGCAAAGGUUGAAACUUCUGAAAUGGCAAAGAAGGUGGAGUCUCUAAAAUCUGAGCUGGAAACAGUUAAGGAGGAGAAAGUCCAGGCUUUGAACAAUGAAAAACUUGCAGCUUCUAGUGUUCAAACCCUCUUAGAAGAAAAACAUAAACUCAUAAAUGAGUUGGAAAAUUCCAGAGAUGAAGAGGAGAAGAGUAAGAAGGCUUUGGAGAGCUUGGCAUCAGCCUUACAUGAAGUCUCAGCAGAGGCAAGAGAAGCCAAAGAAAAACUUUUGUCUAGUCAAGUUGAGCAUGAAAAUUAUGAGACCCAAAUAGAAGAUCUAAAGUUGGUAACUAAAGCAACAAAGGAGAAAUAUGAAAGCAUGAUUGACAAUGCUAAACACGAGAUUGAUGUGCUCACGAAAACUACUGAACAAGCAAGGAAUGAAUUCAAGAACUCCAAGACUGAGUGGGAGCAAAAAGAGCUUCAUUUGGUGACUUCUUUAAAGAAAUCUGAAGAAGAAAGCUCGUCCCUGGGAAAAGAAGUUGAUAGGCUGGUAAAUUUGCUCAAACAAACUGAGGAAGAAACUUGCGCCUCUAAGGAGGCAGAGGCUCAGCUGAAGGAUAGCCUUAAAGAAGUUGAAUCUGAGGUAAUUUGUUUACAGGAAGCUCUAUCACAAGCAAAGGCUGAAAACAUGAAACUUAUAGCAAACUUGUUGGACAAAGAAAUUGAGUUGCAGGGUGUUAUCCAAGAAAAUGAUGAUGUCCGAAAUAGGGAAGCUGUUUCACUGGAGAAGGUUGAGGUGUUGUCUAAAUUGCUCGAGGCAGCUACGGCCAAAAAGGAAACCGAGGAGAAUGGUGAGCUUACAGACAGCGAGAAAGACUAUGAUUUACUUCCAAAGGUGGUUGAAUUCUCUGAAGAAAAUGGGAAUGCUAGAGAAGAGAAGCCAAAAGUUGACCUUCGUUCACAGCAACAUGAGGAAACCCAAAAAGAUGCUGCAACUGUAGAGAUCAAUGGUGUGCACAAUGAGGGGGUUCAAAGUGAAGCUGUCAGAGUUGAGAAUGUGAAUGGAAAGCCAAAGGAAGACAAAAGCAAAGAAAAAGAAGAAGAUACAGUUGAAAUUGAAUUUAAGAUGUGGGAGAGCUGCAAGAUCGAAAAGAAAGAAUUUUCACCUGAAAGAGAACUGGAGCAGGAAUCCUUCGAGGAGGAAGUAGACUCAAAGGUUGAUGGUGGGGAAAACUUCGAUCAUCUAAACGGGUUAUCUUCUGCAGAAACUGUUGAUGAUGGUGGAAGGUCACCGACGAAGCAGCAACAGAUGAAGAAGAAGAAGCCUUUGUUUCGUAAGUUUGGAGGCUUACUUAAGAAAAAAGGAACUAGCAACCAAAAGUAGAGGAAAAAGGGCAGUUGUGGAUUGAGGUAUGCUUGACUGGCAUGCAACUACAUGAUACUACAUUACAUUGCAUUCAAAUGUGUUUGCUUUAUUGUUUUUACGUGGUCUUAUUAUAGCUUCAAACGAAUAGGCGUGUGUUGAAUUAAGUUUUCGUCACCGCCUUUGGAUGUGAUUACAGAUUUUUACGCAGUGUCUUGUAUUGUAUGUGAUGGAGUUUCUUUAACAUACCUUAUUCUUCUUCAUUUCUCUGUGUAAAUUGCAUUUAGUGAGCUACAUACCUUUUCAUUUUUUAAAAAUUCAUUGCUGUGGCAACCAGAUGUAAAAUUUCUUCUGCGGAGUUUGGUUCAAAAAUUAGUUUUGGGCAGUUGAGUUCUUGUGCUCGAGCGCACUUUUAA